Molecule: messenger RNA, 1526 nt
Organism: Gavia stellata (red-throated loon)
Lineage: Eukaryota; Metazoa; Chordata; Aves; Gaviiformes; Gaviidae
Gene: FLVCR2
Product: FLVCR choline and putative heme transporter 2
Exons: 11
Coding region: 1-1464 (487 amino acids)
Biological process (GO): heme export; transmembrane transport
Cellular component (GO): membrane
Molecular function (GO): heme transmembrane transporter activity; heme binding
Source: RefSeq, a predicted model, not a curated record
AUGGUGCAGCAGGAGCCUGCCGGGGCGCCGGGGCUGGCGGCGGGGGAGGCUGCCGUCGCCGCCGCCACCGCCACCGCCGGGGUGCGGCUGUCCCGGCGUCGCUGGGCCGUGGUGCUGCUCUUCAGCAGCUACUCCCUUUGCAACGCCUUCCAGUGGAUCCAGUACGGCAGCAUCAACAAUGUCUUCGUGCGCUUCUACGGCGUGAGCGCCUUCGCCAUCGACUGGCUCUCCAUGAGCUACAUGCUCACCUACGUCCCCCUGCUCUUCCCCGUCGCCUGGCUGCUGGAUAAGAGGGGCCUGCGCAUCAUCGCUCUGGCCGGCUCGGCCCUCAACGCCCUGGGUGCCUGGGUGAAGCUGGGCAGCCUGAAGCCACACCUCUUCCCCGUCACUGUCCUGGGGCAGGUCAUCUGCUCCCUAGCCCAGGUCUUCAUCCUGGGCAUGCCCUCGCGCAUCGCCUCUGUCUGGUUCGGCUCCCACGAGGUCUCCACCGCCUGCUCCAUUGCCGUCUUUGGGAACCAGCUCGGCAUCGCUGUGGGCUUUCUGGUCCCUCCAGUUCUGGUUCCCAAUGUGGAGGAUGUGGAGACACUGGCCUACCACAUCAGCAUCAUGUUCUUCAUGACUGCAGGCAUGGCAACAGCCCUAUUCAUUCUGGUUGUCAUAGUCUUCAAGGAGAAGCCCCCGCACCCUCCGAGCCGAGCUCAGGCCUUGAUCCAGUCAAGACCGACAGAGGAGUAUUCCUACGUGCGAUCAAUCCUCCGUCUGCUCCGCAAUGCCAACUUUUUGCUGCUUAUGGUCACUUACGGUCUGAAUACAGGUUGCUUCUACGCCCUGUCCACUCUGCUGAACCGCAUGGUGAUCCAUCACUACCCAGGGGAGGAGGUGAAUGCUGGCAGGAUUGGACUCACCAUUAUACUGUCGGGGAUGGUUGGGGCUCUGAUCUCCGGCAUCUGGUUGGACAGAACCAAAACCUACAAACAGACAACACUAGUCGUCUAUAUCAUGUCUCUGGUGGGAAUGAUAGCCUACACCUUCACUCUGAGCCUAGGCCACCUCUGGGUAGUCUUUGUGACUGCAGGCAUGCUUGGGUUUUUCAUGACAGGAUACCUUCCCCUGGGUUUUGAGUUCGCUGCAGAGUUGACAUACCCAGAAUCAGAAGGAACAUCAUCAGGGCUUCUUAAUGUCUCAGCACAGAUUUUUGGUAUUGCCUUCACCAUCAGCCAAGGGCAAAUCAUGGAUCGCUUUGGGACGAAGGCAGGAAACCUCUUUCUUUGUUCCUUCCUGUUCCUGGGGACUGUUAUGACAGCAUUCAUUAAGGCUGAUCUCCGAAGACAGCAGGCCAAUUUGGAUAAUGAACAGACAAGACUCCAAGGCAGCAAUCAGAUCACGGAUUAUGGGACUGUAGCUUGUAACCCUAACCCCAUCAAUUCCCAUUCCUGCUCACUAGCUCAUACACAAAGAAAGUGAUGCCAGAAGCCUGCACUGAUCCCAUAGUCCUUGAGGAAUCAAAGCUGUGAAAUGGAGGGGUG